Molecule: messenger RNA, 2885 nt
Organism: Leguminivora glycinivorella
Lineage: Eukaryota; Metazoa; Arthropoda; Insecta; Lepidoptera; Tortricidae
Gene: mbo
Product: nucleoporin 88
Exons: 15
Coding region: 45-2066 (673 amino acids)
Biological process (GO): ribosomal large subunit export from nucleus; ribosomal small subunit export from nucleus; protein import into nucleus
Cellular component (GO): nuclear pore
Molecular function (GO): protein binding; structural constituent of nuclear pore
Source: RefSeq, a predicted model, not a curated record
CGUCGCGCUCAAAGCAAAAACAAAGUGCUAAUUUCGUUUUUAAUAUGAUUUCCCACUCGAAUAAGAUGAAAUUAUCUAACCACAAGAUAUUUCAGGACCUUAGUGAAAGUUUGAAGGAGAAUCCAAGUGGAAAGUUGCGCAAUUUGUUAGAAUUAAGAGAUGAUGUGUUGUAUGUUUGGAAUUCGAUUGAGAACUGUUUAGCGAGCUUAAACUUGAAGCAUUUGGAGGAGCACGAUGAGGAGACACCUUAUCAGAAACUGUGCCUCCUCUCACCGCCGCAGUACACAGUGGAACGUAUCACCACCAGCAGCUGCGGUAGCCGCGUCUGCAUCUGGGGCUCACGAGGAGUCACUGUAGUGGAGCUACCUUCCAGAUGGGGCAGGGGUGGCCUGUUCGAUGAUGGGAGUCAGACAGUACUGUGCAAGAGUUUCUCCCUGGAUGAACGGUUCCUUUACUCUCAAGGGGAAGUCCGGCGUGUCCAAUGGCACUCCAGCUCCCUGUCUCAUCUGUGGGUCCUCGUCUCUGAUAACACCAUCAGACUAUACAACAUCGCCCUAAAAACUGGACCUAAGCUGGUCAAGAUCUUCACCAUUGGUCCUAAGCCUGCCGGUCUACUGGCAUCAAGACCGCUUCUGGACAGUCUUGGAGACACAGCUGUAGACUUCACUACUACACCUGGAAGUGACAGUCUCCUGAUUUUGAGGGGGAACGGAGACGUUUAUAUGAUGGAUUGUGACUUGGAGGCUAAAACAUUGCAACACAAACUGACCGGCCCGCUGGCUAUGUACCCUCCAGCUGAUGACAACUAUGGAUCCGAGUCCUGUUCCAUCACAGCUCUGUCCAAUAGUAACGAUAUGCCGCCUUUGGUUGUAGUGGCUACCUGUUCUGCGCAGCUUUACCACUGCCUAUUAUUGCCCAAUGCUACUGAGAAGGAGGACAGUCACGCCCUCUACGUAGUCGAGGCGGUAGAACUCAGCAUAGUAUUGAACCCGGACGACAAUGUAGACAUGCAGUACUCAUAUCCAGUCCAUUUGUAUCCGUGCACAAGCAACACUUAUGCGUGCAUGCACGCUGGUGGCGUCCACACUGUCACCCUUCCCGUGUUGAACCAGCUCAAGGACUACGCUUUAGCUGAUGAGGCGGAAAGCGAAACGCAACUGUCGGCCAUUUUGUCCCGCACAAGCGUGGCGCGCCAUCUUGUCUGCACGGCUGGACCACGUGCUACUUUAAGGCCACCCGCGGGCCUGGCGCUCACGCCGCCGCCGCUACCGGCGCUACUAGUACUGUGUACUGAUGCCACUGUACUCUCAAGGACUUUGGAGCCGUAUGAUUUGGAGGACCAGCUGUACAAAGAACUGCAACUGCGGAACCCGGCCCUAGAACAAGAUGACAUCAACAACAUACUUAAAGAGAAACAAAAGCUGUCCUUCACGGCGAUUAUCCAAGAAGUAUUAGCUCGGGGUGUGUCCCAACCAAUCCUGAACAUCAAUAGCAAGGAGGAACCAAGCCCUAAAGAAAGUCUGGAGUUCCUGACAGCAGCCACAUUGAAACUCCGUGGCGAGUACAUGUCGCGUCAGCAAAGAGCCGCCGACGCUAUAGCGAGGAAACUAACAGCUUUGCAGUCGCUCAGUAAACAACAUGACAAGUGGUACAACGACUUGAAGAGAGACAUCGAAGAUGUGACCCUGCAGUCGACAGUGCUGAAAGAAAAGGCCCUCCUUGCCGAAAAACACCAAGAUGAUAUUAAAUACAGAUGUUCAGCAGUAAUACGCCAGCUUCGCGCGUCAGCCCCCGCUACAGCGGCGGAGCGGGAACUAUUAGCGGAACUAGAACGCUACAAGCGGAGCGGGGAACAAAUCGCCGAACAGAUACAGUUGCUUAAGAAACAUGCGCGCAACAAGCAUGAUGAGUUCAACAAAUGGCAAGACGAAUACAAGCGGAAGGAUAUCGCGCUCGGCAAGUCUCACAGCGACACUAUCUCUUCUAUCUUACAGCAACAAACCAGCAAAAUCUCCUCGCUGAUUGAAGAAACUAAGCUACUCAAAGAUCAACUGAGUAUUGUGUAAAUUUCUUAACAAUAAUGGACUGUAUUUUCAAAUAGUUCUGUAAAAUAUGAAUGUUAUUGAACUUGUUCAUCUUCUGUGCCAUUUCAAAGAGAUUCACUGAAUAGUUUAAAAGACUUCCAAAAUAUUCCAAUCAUUUGUGUUGAAUCCAUAAAGUUUAAUCAUUAGCAUGAGAAAACCAGCAUCAUGCGUAAUUUUGCAACCUAUUUUAUUUUCAAUAUUUUUUAUAUUAUAGGCAGUUCACGAGUGCCUAGGCACCCAGGUUAUAUUCACACUCAAAAUCCAGGUCAAAUCAAGAGUGAACAGGCAUCUUCUGGGCGAGCUCACUCCAUCGUAGGCCACGUCUUUGCCUUUGGCUAGUCUGUGGCCAAGAGUAAGCCCAUUUAUAAUAUUAAUAAUUAAAAAAAAGGUAGGUAAUUCAGUGUUUUACUGUAAAAUGUUUUCUUUAAACUGUACUUUACCACAUUUAAUUGUAUAUUUGUGUAUGAAUCAAAAGUUUCGACUAAUUCAUAAUUCGAUAUUUCAACAUAAUUAUUGUAAUUUAGAAUUAAGUUAAAAAUUACUCAGUAAUUAGUUGUUGAUUAUUUCUUUUCUAUUGUCAUUGGUAUUUUAGUAAUUAAUAAAUGUCUCAUGAAUUAAUAUUACUUUUUUUUGUAUUAUUUUGAUCUGAUCUGAUCUCUCCAUCUUAAAAGCAAGACCCUAAGUGCGUUUUCACAUUAUCCGAUAUCGGUUGUAGGACCGAUAUCCUAUUUAAACCGCCAUCUUGAUUUUCCCUUUGAAAUCCUUCCUACAUCCGAUAUUGGAUCGGAUAAUGUGAAAACG